ACUUAUUCAAUUAAAAUUUAAGUUGUCCAAUCAAAAUCUAUAAGGUGUAAUUUACUCAAAAACAACUAAAAUCAUUUACAACCUACCUGCCUUUUAUAUUGCUAUAACAACGCUAAACGACGCAACAAACGCAUAAGAAAUAUAUGGAAUGUUUUCAAUUGUGCCACUUCAAGAUUCCUCCAUUGUCUAUACACUUUCCCCCCAUGUUUUACACCAAAGAAAAAAGGAAGAAAACAAAGAAGACUUCCUGUUUCCAUUAUUUCAAUGGCAAAUUCCCAAAUCCUUCUUUCACCGUUUUCAUGUCUUCCCCGACUCCCCUCAUAUCCAAUUCAAUCACCAUCCAAAAACCGCUUCCAAAUUCACUCCACCUUUGCUAAAUUUGACAACUUUCUUGACCUUAAACCUGAGUCCAAACCUCAACCCCUUAAGCUUGAUCUCCCCUUGUUUCACCCCUAUUAUGAUCGUUCCCGCUUCGACGUGGUGGUCGUUGGCGCUGGCCCCAUUGGCCUGCGUGUCGCUGAGCAACUUGGUGGCUUUGGAAUCAAAGUGUGCUGUGUGGAUCCUUCCCCGCUUUCUCCUUGGUCUAAUAACUAUGGCGUUUGGGUGGAUGAGUUUGAGGAUCUGGGGUUGGAAGAUUGCUUACACAAGACUUGGCCUAUGGCUUCAGUGUAUUUAAGUGAUGAGAAAGUCAAGUAUUUGGAUCGCCCCUACGCUCAGGUGAGCAGGAAGAAACUGAAGAUGAAACUAAUGGAAGAAUGUAUAAGUAAAGGGGUAAAGUUCCACAAAGCCAAAGUGUGGGAAAUCAACCACCAACAAUUUGAAUCUUCAGUAUCUUGCAACGACGGAACCGAAAUAAAAUCAAACUUAGUAAUCGACGCAAGUGGUUUCACAAGCAAAUUCACAAAGUACUCAGAAUCAAACCCAAGAAACUGCGCCUUUCAAAUCGCCCACGGAAUUUUAGCAGAAGUAGACCACCACCCAUUCGAUCUAAACAAAAUGGUUCUAAUGGAUUGGAGAGACACUCAUUUGAACAACGAACCAUACCUAAGACAAGACAACAAAAAAUUCCCAACAUUCCUCUACGCAAUGCCCUUCGAUUCAAACCUAAUCUUUCUCGAAGAGACUUCCCUCGCCGGCCGGCCGGCGAUGCCGUACACAGCAGUGAAAAAGAGGAUGGCGGCCAGGUUGCGGCAUUUGGGGAUAAAGGUGAAGAGAAUUAUAGAAGAGGAGAAAUGUGUGAUUCCGAUGGGGGGUGCUCUGCCGAAGAUGCCGCAGGCAGUGGUGGGGGUAGGUGGGGUGGCGGGGAUGGAACCGGCAAGUGGGUAUGCGGUGGUUAAGGGAAUGGGGGCGGCGGGGAGGAUAGCGAGAGUGGCGGCAGAGGGGGUUGGUGGUGGCGGUGGGAGGAUGAUUAGAGGGAGGGCAUUGGAGGGGAGGGUUUGGGAAGGAGUGUGGCCAAUGGAGGAGAGAAAUGUGAGGGAGUUUUAUUGCUUUGGUAUGGAGAUUUUGGUGAGGCUUGAUUUGGAUGGGAUUAGGGGUUUUUUCAAUGCCUUCUUUGAUUUGGAACCAUCUUAUUGGGAGGGUCUUUUGUCUUCUAGGUUGUCUCUUUUGGAGUUGGGUAUGUUGAGUUUAUCUCUUUAUCAACAUGCUUCCUUUAGGUCUAAGCUUGAUAUUCUUACUAAGUCCCCUCUUCCUCUUCUUCAAAUGAUGGCUAAUCUUACCCUCCAUGCUUUGGGAUGAAUGAAUGAAUGAAUAAGAGCACAUUUGUUUGAGGGUUGUUUCAUGUAUAUAGUUGGUUAUUAUAAUUUAGUUUAUAGUGUUAUAAUAGUCUCUCCAGAGGAGAAGAAAAUUUGUGUUUGAGGAGUGACUAUUUUAAUCUCUUAGUUUGAAAGUUUGUGUUAGAAGUGCAAGUUGUUUUAGUAUGACUUUAAAGUUUAUGUAUUUUAGGUUGUUUAUUUGCUUAACAUGCCAUUCUUUACGGGUUUAGAGUUGUA
Molecule: messenger RNA, 1991 nt
Organism: Cucumis sativus (cucumber)
Lineage: Eukaryota; Viridiplantae; Streptophyta; Magnoliopsida; Cucurbitales; Cucurbitaceae
Product: capsanthin/capsorubin synthase, chromoplastic
Biological process (GO): carotenoid biosynthetic process
Molecular function (GO): oxidoreductase activity, acting on paired donors, with incorporation or reduction of molecular oxygen
Source: RefSeq, a predicted model, not a curated record